UUCCAAGCAGUUCUGUCCUGGUGACUGUGCCCAGGUUAUGACGACUAAUCCCAAACCGAACAAGGCAUUAAAGGUCAAGAAGGAGGUGGGCGAGAACGCCCCAGUGCUCAGUGAUGAUGAGCUGGUGUCCAUGUCAGUGCGGGAGCUGAACCAGCACCUGCGGGGCCUCACCAAGGAGGAGGUGACCCGCCUGAAGCAGCGCCGGCGCACACUCAAGAACCGCGGCUACGCCGCCAGCUGCCGCAUCAAACGGGUGACACAAAAGGAGGAGCUGGAGCGGCAGCGGGUGGAGCUGCAGCAGGAGGUAGAGAAGCUGGCUCGCGAAAACAGCAGCAUGCGGCUGGAGCUGGACGCCCUGCGCUCCAAGUACGAGGCCCUGCAGACCUUUGCCCGCACUGUGGCCCGCGGGCCUGUGGCACCCACUAAGGUGGCCACCACCAGCGUCAUCACCAUUGUGAAGUCUGCUGAGAUCUCAUCCACCUCUGUGCCCUUCUCAGCCGCGUCCUAG
Molecule: messenger RNA, 508 nt
Organism: Galeopterus variegatus (Sunda flying lemur)
Lineage: Eukaryota; Metazoa; Chordata; Mammalia; Dermoptera; Cynocephalidae
Gene: MAFK
Product: v-maf avian musculoaponeurotic fibrosarcoma oncogene homolog K
Exons: 2
Coding region: 38-508 (156 amino acids)
Biological process (GO): regulation of transcription by RNA polymerase II
Cellular component (GO): nucleus
Molecular function (GO): RNA polymerase II cis-regulatory region sequence-specific DNA binding; DNA-binding transcription factor activity, RNA polymerase II-specific
Source: RefSeq, a predicted model, not a curated record